AUGGGGACCAGUGCUUUUGCCCUGGUCCUCACCCUGGCCUUGGCAGCGUGCAUCGCCCAUGCAGAGAGGAAGUGCCAGCUCAGCGGGCUGUGGAGGAACGAGCAGGACUCGCUGAUGGAGAUUUCGGCGGUGAGGGAUGACGGGAGCUUCCAGGGGAAAUACCUCACGCGGGUCACCUUCGCUGGCGGCUAUGCCCGUGCCUCCUCCCUGAAAGGUGCCCAGCAGCAGCCCAGCGAGGGGGCCUGGCCCACCUUUGCCUUCACCAUGCUCUGGGACAAGUUCUCCAAUGCCAGCACAGCCUUCACGGGUCAGUGCUUCAUGGACGCAGGCAGAAAGGAGACGCUGAGCACCACAUGGCUGCUACGCAAAGCUGUUGGGUUCCUCAAGAAGGACUGGAAAGCCACGAGGGUGGGCAGCAAUGUCUUCACAUGCAAACGCACCCCAAAAGGAAAGAUCCUGCCAAGCUUGUCCACAUCCUGCGAGGAUGCAGUUUCACCCACUCUAUGA
This is a messenger RNA of Charadrius vociferus (killdeer), 507 nucleotides long. Its product is annotated as avidin-like. The transcript is spliced from 4 exons. Gene Ontology annotation, molecular function: biotin binding. Lineage: Eukaryota; Metazoa; Chordata; Aves; Charadriiformes; Charadriidae. Bases 1 to 507 code for a protein of 168 amino acids. The record is from RefSeq and is a predicted model, not a curated record.